AAGACUUCAAAAAAAAAAGAAAAAAAGGCAUCCCAAUAAGUAAAUUUAACAUUUUGCUCCCGUGCAUAUAUGUUUUCUCGUGACCGAACCGUACACGAAUAAAUAAGAGUUAUAGGUUUUCUUUGUUUCUUUUCUUGUUUACAUUAAACAAUAUGCCACCUUUCAAUGACCGUACGAUAAAAAAAGCCAUACCAUUGUCACUCUUGGUAUUCUUCAUCAUUCUAGUGAAUUUUAUAAUCAUCUACCGAUACACAGGGCCCUAUGAAGAGCCCGAACUUGCUACUCCACCUGCGGAUGAAGAACCAGAGAUACCUCCCUAUAAUGCACCACAGUAUGGACUUGAGUUUGUCAGGCCGAAAGAAAGAAAAUUCGUCAGCCCUGUCUUAGAAAAAUAUAUAAAAUCUCUGGAAUUAAAAAUGAAGGACAAGGACCUAUAUAUUUUACUGCAAAAUUGUCUCCCAAAUACCUUGGAUACCACGGUCGAAUGGUUUAACGAGGAUAAAAGUGACCCUCGUACAUUUUUAAUAACGGGAGAUAUUCCUGCCAUGUGGAUUCGAGAUUCAGCAAACCAAAUUGCACCCUACUUGCGAUUCAUCAAUGAGGAUGAAAAGUUACGCGACUUGGUUUUCGGUGUAAUUCAAGUCCAAGCAAGCUACUUGCAUUAUGAUCCUUAUGCAAAUGCUUUUAUGAGACCGUGGUACGCACCCAAAAAAGAAGGCAGAAAGGCAUCGAAUACUGACAAUGUCAUACCAGCCUAUAACCCCGAAUUUGUAUGGGAAUCAAAGUAUGAAUUGGACUCAAUCGGGCAUUUUUUACAAUUAACAAAUGACUAUAUUGAUACCACAGGUGAUAUCGAACGAGUGGUAACAUCUGAAGAUUGGUUAAGAGCUAUACCACGUAUAUUUACGGUGCUUGAAGAUCAAAUGCAAAGUACAUGGCCAGCACCGAAAUUCUCUUUAAAGGCUUCGGCCAAGAAAAUAAAUGAUCCAGAGCCGGUAUCUUUGGCGCGAGGUUAUAGAUUCAGACGAUAUACUGAUCGACCUACCGAAACGCUCGGAGAAUAUGGACUCGGUGGUAUCACGAAGAAGUGUGGGUUAAUCCGUAGUGCUUUUAGACCAAGCGAUGAUGCCACUACGUUUCCUUAUUUAAUUCCUUCAAAUGCACAACUGUCAGUACAGCUGAUAAAAUUAAGCAAGCAUAUCCAGGUUUUUUUGGAAAGUAAGAAUGAGACACGGUCAGAAUUUAAUAUGCAACAAGACAUACAUUUUAGCUCUAAAGAAUUGGGGGAAACUAUACGAGAGGCUAUUUAUGAGCAUGCAGUCGUUAAACAUGCGGUUUUUGGAGAGGUAUUUGCUUUUGAAGUUGAUUGUUUUGGAUCACAAUUGCUGAUGGAUGAUGCCAAUACACCGUCAUUGCUAAGCUUACCAGUCCUUGGGUUCCUUGAAAAAAACGACACGAUCUAUCGUAAUACAAGAGAUAUGAUUUUAUCCGAAUGGAAUCCUUGGUAUUUUAAAGGGAAAUUUGCCAAAGGUAUUGGAGGACCCCACACAGGACAAGAUAUGGUUUGGCCCAUGAGUUUAUUAAUGCAAAUCCAAACUUCCACCAAUGAAUCGGAAGUAAGACAAUUAGUGGAUGUCUUAAAGCGAAUGGCUAAAAAGACUGGGAAUUUGAUGUGUGAAUCGUUUGACGUCAAUAAGCCUACUGUGUUCACUCGCUCAUGGUUUAGUUGGGCAAAUGGGCUGGCUGGCACCACAAUUUUACAGAUCAUACAGGAUUAUCCCCAUUUAGCUUAA
This is a messenger RNA of Mucor mucedo, 1793 nucleotides long. RefSeq names its product DUF1237 domain-containing protein. The coding region runs from base 153 to 1793 and encodes 546 amino acids. Lineage: Eukaryota; Fungi; Mucoromycota; Mucoromycetes; Mucorales; Mucoraceae. The record is from RefSeq and is a predicted model, not a curated record. Gene Ontology annotation, biological process: carbohydrate metabolic process. The transcript has 4 exons.